This is a messenger RNA of Coccomyxa subellipsoidea C-169, 1839 nucleotides long. RefSeq names its product ATP-dependent DNA helicase ii. NCBI's taxonomy places the organism in Eukaryota, Viridiplantae, Chlorophyta, Trebouxiophyceae, Coccomyxaceae. Gene Ontology annotation, molecular function: double-stranded DNA binding; damaged DNA binding; DNA helicase activity. Gene Ontology annotation, biological process: double-strand break repair via nonhomologous end joining; cellular response to gamma radiation; cellular response to X-ray. Gene Ontology annotation, cellular component: nucleus; Ku70:Ku80 complex. The transcript is spliced from 14 exons. The coding region runs from base 1 to 1839 and encodes 612 amino acids. The record is from RefSeq and is a predicted model, not a curated record.
AUGGCUGACUACGACUACAAUGCAGAUGACGUUGAUGCCGAGGAGGAAGGAUUCGAAAGGGAGUUCAUUCCAACCAGGGACAACGUCAUCUUCCUCAUCGACGUGCAGCAUUCCAUGUUUGAGGGCGCGGGCCUUAAAGACACAGAGGGUUUUGAGGAAUCAGAUACAUGGUUCGAUGUGGCCUUGAGGGUGGCUCGGGAAUUUCUGAAGAUGCACAUCAUAUCUUCAGACAGCGACAAGAUUGCCAUUGCCUUCUAUGGCACGAGGGUGACGCAGAACGCCAACAAUUUUGAGAACGUCUACACGCUGCAAGACUUGGAUGAGCCGACCGCUCAGCGCAUCCGAGACCUUGACAGCAUCAGAGAGCAAGAAUUUGAGGAGAGAGUGGGCAGCGCACCAGAGAAGAGCCCCGAUCACCUGAAGAAUGGCCUGUGGGCAGCGCAGCAGCUGCUGAACAGCGGCUCGUCCAAGGCUUACAAGCGGUUGAUCGUGGCGCGUGCCACGACGCUGCACGAGGCCAACGUGACGGUGGAGGUGUUUCCGCUGAUCAAGCCGGAGCGCAGCUUUGCAAUGGGCUUCUGGAACCACAUCGUGCACGCCGGAGAGGAUGCUGAGACCGGCACCAGCUUCAGCGAGGGCGCUGACACCCUCUACCGCCUCCAGAGCCUGCCGGGCCUGCUGAGGCACCGGGGCUAUCGUAAGCGCACAGCGGGCAGAGCGCGGCUGGUGUUCCCCGAGGGCUUCCAGCUGGCAGUGGCCAUGUACGCGCUGAUUCAGCCCGCCACCAAGAGCAGCCCCGUCUAUCUGCACGCCGUCAAGAACGAGCCGCUGCGCAUCGAGUCUGCCCUCAUCUGCCAGGACACCGGUGCCAUUCUGACGGAGGUGCCCAAGCGCAUGUUCCCCAAGAAGGCAGACGCCGAGAAGCUUGCCGGCCGCAUUCCCCCAGUCGUCAUCAGCACCCAGGAACUCCGAGAGCUCAAAAUUGUCAAAGACCCAGGGCUGUACCUGCUGGGGUUCAAGGCGCGCAGCUGCCUGCGCUCGUGGCACACGUGGCGGCAGAGCACCUUCGUCUACCCGGACGAGCACUCCAUGCCCGGCUCCACCACAGCCUUCAUCGCCCUGCACGAGGCCAUGCUGCAGGCCGACAGGAUAGCGGUGUGCACCUACGUGCGCACGCGCAACUCGGAGCCGCGGCUGGUGGCGCUGAUGGCAGCGCAGGAGGAGAAGGAUGACUACGGCGAGCAGGUGGCGCCACCUGGCAUGCACAUGUUGCACCUGUGCUUUGCGGACGACAUCCGCACGCCAGAGUCAGACCCAAACCUGGUAGGCACCUCCUUCCCCGAGGCCAGUGAAGAUCAGAUCGCAGCCGCAGAGGCGAUGAUUGACAAGCUCAGCAUGGGCGACAGCGCCUAUGUAGGCAUGUUCCAGAACCCCAUGCUGCAGCGGCAUUACCAGGUGCUGGAGGCCCUUGCCCUGGGCGAGCUGCCUCCAGAGUUUGAGGACAAGUUGCAGCCAGACAUCCAGGGGAUGCAAGGGGUGGGCGGGGCAGCAAUCGACGCCUUCAGAACAUCGGUGUAUGGAAAUAGCUACGAUGAGCCGGGCUUUGGGGCCAAGAGGCCGACUGCUGGCAAGAAGCGCCCAAAUCCUGAGGAAGAGGCCGUGCUCAAAGAGGCCAUGGCAGACUUUGAUUACCAGGGUCUGGCGGCAAAGGGGACGCUUGGCAAGCUGAAAGUGGACGAACUGAAGAAGUACCUCAAGGCAAAUGGCCUGAAGCUGACCGGCAAGAAAGAUGAACUCAUACAAAGGAUUACAGAACACAUCGAGAAGGGCAAGGCUUGA